UCACCCGGCGCCUCUGAAGCAUCCUGCUGGGGCGGAAGGGCGGGGAAUUGCCGGCCUUCACUUUUCCGUUCGUGCCUGAGCAUAUGUAACGCGGGCUGUCCUGGCGGGCAGCGAUGCGGCUGCCGACUUCUCUGGGUGGGCUCCUGUUCCUUAUGUCCCUCCUGGCACACAUUCACUGUGAGGACGUGUUUGGCGUCGUGGGAGAAAAUUUUACUUUUCCAUUAAAAAUAGGCCAAAAAAUAGUGGAAAUUCUUUGGACAAAAAACAAGCAUAAAGUGGCUGAAUGGGAAGGGCAAAAUGAAACAACAUAUUAUGAUCCUCUCAAGAAUAGAGGCUUCCUUAGCAAGGAGAAUGGGUCCUUGACGAUUUUUAAUUUGGAAAACAGUGAUGCUGGCACAUAUGUGUUAGACUACAUGGAUUCACUGAAAAGAAAUCAUGUUGUCUCCUUCGUACUUUCUGUGUUGGCUCCCCCAUCAGAACCUGAAAUAAGUUGCAACAUCAGUGGUGAUGGCCUUCUGUUACGAUGUACAGCAGAUUUCCAGAAGCCUUUGAAUUAUUCUUGGAAGUUCAGUAGCGUACCAAGCGCUCAUCAGACCCAGGAAGUUUUCAUCCCUAAGGAGAAAGCUGAUGAUUCUGAGAAAGUGACGUGUUUCAUUAAAUUCUCUCAAACGGAAAAGAACUCUGAAAUCUCUUUGGCCCAAUGCUAUCCAGAUGAAAAAGGAUACAGCUAUCACAAAAGAAGCAGAGUGUUUCUUACUGCGUGUAUUCUGGUUCCUGUUUUCUUAAUUUCAGUUGUAGCAAUGCUAGUCCCCCGAUGCAAAAAAGGUAGAACUAAACUGGGAACAGGAAGAGCUGCUCAGAGGAACAGUCCGGUGCAUGGCUCAGGAGAACAUCAGCUGCUUUGCCAUGAGGACAGCCAAGAACAGCCUAACUCACACAGGGACAACGAAGUGAACGAGGAAGACAGUGCCCUAGAAGACAAGGAGCCAGUUAGCAAUGGUAUAAAUCAGGAAGACAUCUCCAAGAAGGAGAACAGCAGCUUGCUGACGAAAAAUGCAGAUGACUGUGAUGUAAAUGAAGGAGAAGUGACCGGGGAUGCAGAAGGUGGAAAUGGGGAGCACCUGAGCAACUCUCCCAGCUGCAGCGAAGAUCUUAAAUCAUAAGCAAAUAAUUGCUUUGUGGACCAAACAACGGUGGAAGAGAAGCCAUAGAAUUCAACAGUGAAGGAGCUGCUAUCUUUUCUCUUGGAGGUUUUCCACCAGCACUGAAGUGAUCCACAAAGAAGUGCUUUUAAGACUAACUGAGCUGUUUACAGUGCCUAUUUUUCUUUUCCCAGAAGGGGCAGCCUCAUUUUGUAGCAUCACUGCAUGAGGACAAAUAAGCUGAAUCAUGAACAAAAUCUUUUGUGUUGUUUUGUAUAUGGUUUUAAGAAACAGUUUUCUACUAACACAAAAUGUAAGAACAAAGGCCUUUUUUAUAAUUGGUAUUUGGAGAUCAACAAAAUCAUAUCCAUUUGCAUGAAUGUGGAUCAAUCAAAAACUGAUCAGCUUUUUGUGCAAUUUUGGAUCAGUACCUUGUUACAGUCAGAAGAAAGAUGGUUCAUCCUUCAGCAGGUCCGGGUGGAUGGAAGUUCCCAUUUGCUAGUCUCAGUUAUCUAGCAGGAACUUGAUGCUCCAGACAAAUAUUCUCCAAGAUAACUAUCUGGAGCUGGCAGAAGACUGGCAAAUUGAUCAUCUCCUGAAGGUGGUUGACUUUGUGAUAAAGCCACAGUGUAGUUUAUUGUUGCAUUGGAACAAAGCUGACACUCCUAGCAGCAGUUUGGCUUUUUUUUCCCCUUGAACUUUUGAUAUUUUUGCACUUUUAGUGUUGGUUUGUUUUUUUUUUUUUUUUUUUUAAGAUUCUGUUUCACAUUAUUCUAAGAAAGGGUCAACCUACUGAUUUCUAAAGACUGAUAGUAUGUUUUUAGGUUGCCUGUGACUGGAAAGAAAACUUGAAAACUGAGGUUCUAAAUACACUGCAGCUCAAAAGAAUCAAAGAUAAAAGAAUAUAAGGUAUUAAUGUUUUAAAUACAUCAAGCUAUGGUACGUGUUUCCUGACUUCUGCGUGCUGGUUGUUAAUGGAAGCUGAAAGUCCUUUCAGUUGAUUUUGAGCUUGUUAUGUGUAAAGAAUCAUGAAGGCUUGACAAGGAUAACCAGAGAUCAGAAGCUCUCCAGGCUUGAACAAACACAGUGCCUUCAGCUUCUUCUCACAGUACAAGUGCUGUGACCAUCUUGGUAGCCCUCCACUGAACUUACUUGAACUUGAUAUCUGUCUUCCUGGAGGUGUUCAAAAUAGUAUGCAGCAUUCUGAAUGCAGUCUAAUAUGUACUGAGUAGAGGGGGACAAUCACUACCCUCAAUCUACUGACUAAGCUCCUGUUAAUAUAGCUCAGGGUGUUGUUGGCUACCUUUGCUUCCAGGGGAUACAGCUGGCUCAUGUUCUGCUUGCUGUUUACUGGGAUCCCCCUGCUUCUUUUCAGCAGAACUGCUCCCCUGCCAGCCAGACCCUAGCUUGUAUUAUUGCAAGUGGUUCCUCCUUUGCAUUUUAGCCUGUCUAGACCUCUCUGACAGCCCAGCCCUUUAGCAUGUUGACUGAUUCUUCACAAUUUGAUGUCAUCUGCAAACUUGACAAAACUGCACUUUAUCCCCUCCUCCCGACCACUGAUGGAGAUGUUAAAUGGGACCAGUAUCAGCAUAGGCCCUUGUAGUGCUCCACUUGUUUUAGCCACCCAGGUGAGUAUGACCUGUAGCCACUACCAUCUGAGCCAAAUCAUCCAAUCAAUUCUUUGCCUGUCUAUACAGUCAUAGACUAGUUUGGGUAGGAAGGGACCUUUUAAGAUCAUCUAGUUGAACCCUUCUGAUGUGGGCAGGGACAUCUUGCACUAGAUCAGAUUGCUCAAAGCCCCAUCCAGCCUAACCUUGAACACUCCCAGUGAUGGGGCAUCCACAACUUCUCUGGGCAACCUGUUCCAUUGUCUUGCCACCUGCAUAGUAAAAAAUGCCUUAUAUCCAAACUAAAGCUACCCUCUUUCAAACUGUUGCCCCUUGUCCUGUCACUACAGGCCUUGAUAAAAAUAUUUUCUCUGUCUUUCUUAUAAGCCCCCUUUAUGUAUUGAAAGACCAAAAUAAGGGCUUCCUGAAGUCUUCUCCAGGCUGAACAGCCCCAACUCUCUCAGCCUUCCUUCAUAGGAGAGGUAUUUCAGCCCUCUGAUCAUCUUCAUGGCUCACGUCUGGUCCUGGUCUAACAGGUCUUUAUUGUGUGAAGUCAAGGGAGAGAAUCACCCCCCUUGACCUGCUGGUCAUGCUUCUUUUGGUGCAGCCCAGGGUGCAAUUGGCUGGGUCAUAUCUAAUUUUCUGUCCACUAGUAUAUCCAAGUCCUUUUCCAUAGGGCUACUCUCAAUUCAUGUCCCACAUUGUACUGAUAUUAGGAAUUGCAGGUGCAGGACCUUGCACUUGGCCUUGCUGAACUCUGCAAGGUGCACAUGGGCUCACUUUUCAAGCUUAUCAAGGUACUUCUGGAUGGCAUCUCUUCCCUUGAGUGUAUCAACUGCACCACAGAUCACACUUGUUGUCAUCUGCAAACUUGCUGAGGGUGCACUCAAUCCCCACUAUCCAUGUGACUGAAGAUAUCGGUCCCAGUGCAGAACCUUGCAGGACACCACUCAUUAAUUGUUUCCACUUGUACACUGUACACUUGUACACUGUAAUUCUUUGGACAUGGACAUCCAGCCUGUUCCUUAUCCAUGCAACAGUCUGUCUAGUUCACCCCUUCAAGCCAUAACGUUCUAACUUGGACACAGAAAUGUUUUGGGAGAUGGUGUCGAAGGACUUGCUAAAGACAGGGUAUAAAAAUACUAAUUUCCCCUCAUCCAUAAAUCUAGUUAUUUCAUUGUUAUAGAAGGCAGUUAUGUUGGUUAGGCAUGAUUUACCCUUAGUGAAGUGCAUGCUGACUGUUCUCAACAACUUUCUCUUCCACGAGCCCAGAAAUGCAUCCUGAGAGGGCCAGCUCUGUGAUUCUCCCAGAGAUGAAAGUGAGGCCGACAAGCCUCUAGAUCCCCAGUUUGACCUUUUGGCACUCUUAAAAAAUGAGUGUGCCUUUUUCCUUUUCCCAGUUGUCAGGGAGUUCCCCAAUCUCUAUGGUCAUUUAAAGGUGAUAGCACUCACAUUAUCAUCAGCCAGCUCUCAUAGCACCUUUGAAGUCCCACAGACUGGCAUGGAUAAAGUUUUCCCAAGUAAUCCUGGUAGUUUCUCUUAAGCCCUUUGACUAAGCAGAGAGCCCAUGAGACCUUGUUAUUGAAGAAUGAGGCAAGAAACACAUCAAGUAACAAAGCUUUGUGUGAUAUCCUGAAAUCAACCCCCACCAACUCAAGAACAGGCUCAAGUUUUCCUCCUUUAUUCCUUUACAGUCAACAUAGGAGCAGAUGCAGCUCUUGUUGCACUUGAUGUUCUUUGCAAGUCUAAAUAUAGCUGAACCUUGACUCUCUUAACACCACCCUUACCUGCCUGGACAGUGUUCCUAAAUUCCUCCACUGUAGGCUGCCCCUGUCUCCAUAUCCAGUAUAAGCAAUUUUUGCACUGGAGCCCUGACAGGAGCUUCCUGCUUAGGCAAGCUGAUCUUCUGCUUGCCUGCCUGUUUUCCUGACUAUGGGGAGGGUGUGUGCUCAUGCUUGGAGAAAGUCCUCCUUAAAGACCUGAUGGUUCUCUUGAGCUCCUUUCUCUUCAGAACUGUCUCCCAUGGGAUCCUACCUACCUGAAUAAGUGGAAAUCUGCUCUCUGAAAGCACAGGGCGUGUAUUCUGGUGCUCACCUUCCACUCUCAGGAUCAGGAGCUGUUUCUUGGUCACUACAGCCAAGGCAGCCAUUUGUGACCAUAUCCCCAUCUAGUCCUUCUCUGUUAGUGAGCAGCAGACGCAGCUGCACAUCAGCCCUUACUGGAGCAUCUGGCAGCCUGUGUGAAGAAGUCGUCCCUGAUGCUGCCCAAAAAUCUUCCUGACUGCCUGAAUUGCUGCAUUGCCUUUCCAGCAGAUGCCAGAAGUUCCCCUGUGUGCCAGUCUGCCAGUCAGAGAUUUCUUUAAGCUGUUUAGAGAAACCUUUACAUCCUUCCUUACCCUCAUCUGGUGGACUGUAGCAUGGUCCAACCAUGUUGUCAUCCAUACUGGCCUUUUGUGGGACCAUGACCCACGAGCUCUCAGCCACCCUGUCACCUGUAUCAGAACUCCACACAUUCAAGUCACUCUUUCACAAAGGGGCAGCCUCUUUUCUUCUCCUCCCUCCAUGACUUUCCUGGAGGGCUUCUACACAUACACUGCAGGGCUCCAGUCAUGCAAGCUUGCUCACCAUGUCUCAGCUAUUCCAACAAUGUUGUCAUUCUGCAAGCUCAUGGAGAACUGUAAUUCUUCCUGCUUGCUUUCUGUGCUGCAUGUGUUUGUGCAUGUACCUUCAUGUCUCCUUCUGCCUUUUUUUUUUUUUUUUUCUUCUGAGGUCUAUUUUAUACCUGUCACCUGUGCCCUUUACUUUGGACCCCUGUCCACUACUAAGCUCUGGAUUCUGAUCUCCCCAUCAUUCCUACUUCAGAGCUUUCCUUAUGAACUUGGCCAGCCUGUCGGCAGAUUUUUGCAUUAGACAGCUCUCUAGGACAAUUAAGCUAGUCCUGUGUGCUUUUUCUGGUGGUGAAACCUAACAGUAACUAACAAUAUGAGAAGGAUCACAGGUGACUUAUGCCUGUGCCCAGUCCUGUUGUAGGAAGCAGAGACCCUAUAGGAAACUUGACAUCCUUCCUUAUUGAUGCACACAGCACUUAGAUGUUUACUUGUACUUGCACAAUUUCUUCUGCUAAUUGCAGCUGCAUUGCAGGAGUGUUCAGCAGGACCUUUUGUUAGAGUGGUACUAUCCUACCUCUACUGCUGUCUGUAAAUACUUCAUAGUUUAUUUUAAAAAAAAAAAAACUAAUUAAGGUGCCAUAUCUUUUUGUUAUAUAUUCCCACACUUUUAAUUUAACCUUAAAAGUCAGUCACUAAUCCCCAAACUAAUCUUUAACCCAAAGUUAUAUAAGUGCUAUAUUUUUAUGUAUACAUAUAUAUAUAUAUAUAUAUACGCAUAUAUAUUUGUCACAGCUCUUGAGCCGAGUGUCCAUCUCUACUGUACCUUCAACAGGUUUGUCAGGGUGAUGCUCUCUACUUCUUAGUAACUUUUUAAUAAAUUUCCACACAAAGAUGUCAUUUGUUAUGUGUAUUGAGGUAAGGGUAAACCUGUAGCUUGUUUUCCUGCUUGGACAAAGACUUGCUUUCUGUUAAUAAUUUGAGAAAUAAUCGUCAAAAAAAUUGUUUGGAGGAGCUGACUGAAAUUGCUCCCAGAAACUAUACCUGUUCAUAUAAUAUACUGUAUUCAUCCUGUGCAAUUUAAUACUAAACAGCAUGCAAGGGUCUCACAUAGGGUGUGGUUUUGAGAAUUCCUUGACACUUGAUAUCAUCGACUUUGUUUCCAAAGCAAAAAUCACCAGCCCUCGAAAAUAGUAAGCAGUUGUGGUUAAUUAGCCACAGUUGCCAGAAGACUUCAGCAUAAUUCACAGAAUUUUGGAGCUUCAUUGGAAGUAGAAAACCCCACUUUUAUGUCAGGUUAAUGAAAGGUCGAGAGCUGCAGGCUUUACAGUGUCUCACUGCCUGCUUUCACCCACUCAUUUUGCACACAGUGUCUGCUGUGCAUGAGAAACUUCUACUCACUGGCAGAAUGUCAGACUUUGCACUUCUCAAAGCAAUAGUGAAGCUCAGGGCUUUUUUUUUAUUGCUUAUGUUUUUAUUUUGGUUAUUAUGAUGGGUAGAUUGAUUUUCUUUUUCCACAGGAAUGAGAAGCCAGACAUUUGGGAAAAUAAGUUGACCUGACUUCCUGCUAGUUUUUGUGACUACAUUUUGCAUGCCAGUCCCCAUGACCCUCUGUCCCAAUGUCUCCUGCACAAUAACUAAAUAAAUUUUUGUGUGAAAAA
Columba livia (rock pigeon) is the source of this 7015-nucleotide messenger RNA. RefSeq names its product CD58 molecule (gene CD58). Lineage: Eukaryota; Metazoa; Chordata; Aves; Columbiformes; Columbidae. Bases 114 to 1163 code for a protein of 349 amino acids. The transcript is spliced from 10 exons. The record is from RefSeq and is a predicted model, not a curated record.